Neoarius graeffei (lesser salmon catfish) is the source of this 1835-nucleotide messenger RNA. RefSeq names its product synaptophysin-like 2b (gene sypl2b). The coding region runs from base 103 to 825 and encodes 240 amino acids. Lineage: Eukaryota; Metazoa; Chordata; Actinopteri; Siluriformes; Ariidae. Gene Ontology annotation, cellular component: synaptic vesicle; synaptic vesicle membrane. The transcript is spliced from 6 exons. The record is from RefSeq and is a predicted model, not a curated record.
UCCAAUCCUGAAUCUCGACGUCAUGAAUCACGUGACCACUACUGUGCCAAAAGUGGGGGAAAAAAACGGAAACUGACAACGGGCGUCUUUUCUACCAGCACUAUGGAGAAACUAAUUUCAGCUUUCUGGUUAGAUAUCAGACCUUUGAAAGAGCCACUGGGAUUUAUACGAGUCCUGGAAUGGGUGUUUGCCAUAUUUGCAUUUGCGUCAACUGGUGAUUAUUCCAGCACCACAAGCUUUAAUAUCCAAUGUCAAGGGCCUGCCCGUAUCCAUGAGAUCAAUGUCUCCUUCGAAUACCCUUUUAGAUUGUCUCAAUCCGAGUUCGAUGUGCCGACCUGCGAAGUGAACAGAACAGAAACGGAAAAGUACCAUCUGAUUGGAGACCAUUCAUCUUCAGCUCAGUUCUUUGUUGCAGUUGGAGUCCUGGCCUUCCUGUACUGUACCAGCAUACUUGUGGUGUAUGUUGGCUACCAGCAAGUAUAUCGCGAGUCAAACCGUGGCCCUGUUAUUGAUCUGAUAGUAACUGCAAUCUUCACGUUCUUGUGGCUGGUGGCUUCUUCUGCCUGGGGAAAAGGCCUAACGGAUGUGAAAGGGGCUACGAGUCCAACAAAACUCCUUUCUUUCAUCAAAGCCUGUAAGAACACCGUAAAUAAGUGCAGUCCAGGUGCCCUUCCUACUUUCGGCCCCCUCAAUUCUUCAGUGAUUUCUGGGUUUCUUAAUCUCAUCUUAUGGGGGGGAAACUGCUGGUUCAUCUUUAAGGAGACACACUUCCAUACACAGGCCGGUCCUUCAGCCGCUCAGCAAGAAGCAACAAGGCAGCCUUGACAAAAGAGUUCGAGAGAUGGCGAUGCCCACAGUUAUCCACUGUAGUUCAGACAGUUGUGAUUCUGUGAUUAAACUUCCUGUGACUUUGCAAAUCACAGGAAGUAAGGUUUUGGUCUGUAAUGCCUUUCUAGAGUUCAUACGCUCAGUUCAAACAAUUCCACUUUAAAUUACUCUGUCGUUCUCAAGAACUGAAACUGUGAGGAAAUGUAUAUGAUUCAUAAAUGUGAGUUGAUCUUUACGUGCAUCGGAAAGAAAGACGCACUUUACACUCCAUAUUGAACACGUAAUUUUAAAUAACCAAGGUCAUGGGUGAAAAUGCAUGUGAACCCUUGGUGGACUUUUUAUUGAUGACAACCUCAGCCUAGUGCUUUGUGUCAUUGCUGAUCAUUUCUAUAAUUUUGGUUCUUUGCGUUUUGCAAAACUAUUUGCAUUUGACAAAAAAAAAAAAUCAUGCAUAUUUGGGGAUUUGGAUCCCAAAAACCUCCAGCAUGAAAUUUUCCAUGUUCCUAAAUGACAGGAGAUGAUGUGAGCCAUGAAAUUUGCUUUAGCUGCUGUGAGAUUGUUACGCUUGGAGACGUCUGUUACAGAAACUAUACAUACAGUAUGAAUUUAUGCUGCCUUCAUUUUUUUUCCCCAAGUUUAGUUUUUCCUACAUCCUUUCAUGAAAUGAGCCGUUUGUUACUUAGAGUUUCAUGUUUGUUUUUUCAACCUAAAUGUGAAGUUACAGUAAAUUAAAAAUGCGCAUUCAGUUUCUAAAAAAUACUUUGUGAUGACUCCUUGCAUAAUUUUGUAAUGCAGUACCAAUUACUUUUUUUUUUUUUUUUUUUUAAUCCAUCUCAAGCAAUGUUAUGGCUUUGCUAUUAAUUGGUUUCCUGUUCAGGCAUAAAAGUGAAAGAAUAAUUUUUCCCUCAUUAAUGCCGUUCUUCAAUUUGACUACUUGUUUACCCAUUACCUAGUAAUAUUAAAGAGGAUUUUGUUCAAUUUAUGCAUGUGCGAUUAUCCAAAUGUGG